Helianthus annuus (common sunflower) is the source of this 387-nucleotide messenger RNA. RefSeq lists its product as uncharacterized. Bases 1 to 387 code for a protein of 128 amino acids. The transcript has a single exon. The record is from RefSeq and is a predicted model, not a curated record. NCBI's taxonomy places the organism in Eukaryota, Viridiplantae, Streptophyta, Magnoliopsida, Asterales, Asteraceae.
AUGCCUCCCGUUCCUAAAUACAAACACCUAUCAGGCCAUAAAAAAUGUAAGAAGAGUAAGCUAGAGGAAGAGAAAAGAAAAGCGGACGAAGUAAAACAAAACCGAAUACACAAGUUUUUUUCAAAAGAAACUCAAAAUUCUAGUUCUAACAUAGGUGAGGAUAAUGUGGGUGAAGACAAUGUGAACGUAGAUGAAGAAGCUAAUGUAGGAGAAGACAAUAUGAACGUAGGUGACGAAGAUGUGUACGAAGGUGAAGAUAAUUUUAAUGCUACUGUAGAUGUAGAAGCUACUAUUUGUGAAGAUGAUGUUAAUCCGGUUCCGGAUAUUGAUAUUGAUAUUUUUGAUCCUAGAAAUUGGGGUGGGCUUAGUAAUGACAUGAUUAAAUAG